GGUAAUGGACCAAUAGGAUGUGGUGGGGAUGGAGCUCUCCCCGGGUCCUAGGGCGGCCCGGGUUUGCAGCCCCCGCCCCAGGCCAUGUGGGAGCCUCACAGCGCCGAGGCGUUCGCGGCGGCCCUAGGCGGGGUCUUCUUCCUGCUUCUCUUCGCCCUGGGCGUCCGCCAGCUGCUGAAGCAGAGACGGCCGUCGGGCUUCCCCCCGGGACCGUCGGGGCUGCCAUUUAUCGGCAACAUCUACUCACUGGCUGCCUCGGCCGAACUCCCCCAUGUCUACAUGAAAAAGCAGAGCCAGGUGUACGGCGAGAUCUUCAGUUUGGAUCUUGGAGGUAUAUCAGCUGUGGUUCUAAAUGGCUAUGAUGUAGUAAAGGAAUGCCUUGUUCAUCAAAGUGAAAUUUUUGCAGACAGACCAUGUCUUCCUUUAUUCAUGAAGAUGACAAAAAUGGGAGGCUUACUUAAUUCCAGAUAUGGCCGAGGAUGGAUUGAUCACAGAAAAUUAGCUGUAAAUAGCUUUCGCUGUUUUGGAUAUGGCCAGAAAUCUUUUGAAUCUAAAAUCUUAGAAGAAACCAAUUUUUUCAUUGAUGCUGUUGAAACAUACAAUGGUAGCCCUUUUGACUUAAAACAAUUAGUAACAAAUGCUGUUUCAAACAUAACCAAUCUAGUCAUUUUUGGAGAACGAUUCACUUAUGAAGACACUGAUUUUCAGCACAUGAUUGAGUUAUUUAGUGAAAAUGUGGAACUAGCUGCCAGUGCCUCAGUCUUCCUCUAUAAUGCCUUUCCAUGGAUUGGCAUCUUACCUUUUGGAAAACAUCAACAACUGUUUAGAAAUGCAGCUGUGGUCUAUGACUUUCUCUCUAGGCUUAUUGAAAAAACUUCCAUCAACAGAAAACCGCAGUUACCUCAGCAUUUUGUUGAUGCUUAUUUAGAUGAGAUGGAAAGAAGUAAAAAUGACCCAUCAUCUACUUUCUCCAAAGAAAACCUAAUUUUUUCUGUGGGUGAACUCAUCAUUGCUGGAACUGAAACUACAACUAAUGUGCUACGGUGGGCAGUUCUUUUCAUGGCCCUUUAUCCUAACAUUCAAGGACAAGUUCAGAAAGAGAUUGACUUAAUUAUAGGACCCAGUGGGAAGCUUUCUUGGGAUGACAAGUGUAAAAUGCCUUACACCGAGGCAGUUUUGCAUGAAGUUUUAAGAUUCUGUAACAUAGUGCCGUUAGGGAUUUUCCAUGCAACCUCUGAGGAUGCAGUUGUACGUGGUUAUUCCAUUCCUAAAGGCACAACAGUAAUCACAAAUCUUUAUUCUGUACACUUUGACGAAAAGUAUUGGAGAGACCCAGAAAUAUUCUAUCCAGAGCGAUUUCUGGACAGCAGUGGAUAUUUUGCCAAGAAGGAAGCUUUGGUUCCCUUUUCCCUAGGGAGAAGACAUUGUCUUGGAGAACAGCUGGCUCGGAUGGAAAUGUUCCUGUUUUUCACAACAUUGCUUCAGAGGUUUCAUUUGCAUUUUCCACAUGAACUGGUUCCAAACCUGAAGCCCAGGUUAGGCAUGACAUUGCAACCCCAGCCCUACCUCAUCUGUGCAGAAAGACGCUGAAAGUACACAGAUGUUUUGUGGAACAAGCUGUUCGCCUCACCCUCAAACCUUAUUUAAUUAUGUGUUUGGACAGGAAUCACAGCAUCAUAAAACCAAAUGAACAGAGAUGUAUCUUUAAAAGCAGUACUACUAUAAUAAUAUGCAUUAGCUAUUGUUUUUUCCUUAUAAGUCUUAUGACUUAUAAUUCCACUUAAAGUGGAAUUAUCUGAGGAAAACAGAGGUGCAAAUGGCAGCUCUUGCAUCAGUUUCCUGACUUUUUAACCUCUUAUUGAGCACCAGGUACCUGUCAUCCAUUCUUGACUCCAGCUUGCUCCUUUCUGAUAUAUUUGCCUCCAAUGCCAGUGCCAGCUCCUUUCUAAUCAGGUAUUAUCUGUGUUACCACACAAUCCAGUCCAGUUUCAUAGUAGACCAAAGAAAUUAGAACGCAAAUAAGUGAGUUUGGACUACAGAGGUAUUUUAUUAGAUGCAGUGGUAGACGACAGAAUAUAUAUUUAUAUAGUAUAUUUAAUAUAAAACCUGCUAAUACUUUCAAGUCUUACUUCCUACUAUAGUUUCAUAAGAGUUGUAUCAUUCUUCCUACAUAUGAGGGUCCUAUGAUAUAUAAUAAUGAUAUGAUAUUGAUAAUGAUAUAUGAUAAUGUAUUUAAAAAUGACGGGUAGCAUGACCUAGAUGCUUAAUGAUGUAAUAAAAAGCCUGUUUCUUCACAUCCCUCAAGUUUGCUUUCCAGAUGAUACUAGCUUUAUCUUAAGGCUGGCUUUUGGAAGUACAUGUUCUUUGCCCAUGUCCUUUCAAGAUACUGAGCUUGGAUUGUUUUUGGGAGAGCAAGGGAGCUUUUCAGAUGUUCCCUUAAAACUGUUCUUUGUGUCCCAUAGGUCCUAACUAACCUAUGUGUCCACCCAUUAAAACUAUGUCUUGAGACUUCCCUGUCGGUCCAGUGGUUAAGACUCUGUGGUUCCAAUGCAAGGGACACAGGUUCGAUCCCUGGUCAGGGAGCCAAGAUCCCACGUGAUAGAUGGCCAAAAAAACAAAAACAAAAAAACCUGUCUUGUGAACAUGGAGGCAACCCAAGUGCCCAGUAACAGAUGACUGGAUUAAUAAAAUGUGAGAUAGAUAUAGAUAGAUAGAUAGAUAUAGAUAGAUAGAUAGAUAGAUGCUAUUUAUUUUCUUUACCUUGCAUCUAAGGAAAUGUAUUUUUCCCUGAUCAAGUUAAUGUAAACCUGAUGAAGAUCAUUUAAAUAUGUAGAUUCACAAGUUGUUAAUGUUAGAAGAGGUCUAAUCUCACUUGAUGUGCUCAUUUUAUGGCCAAGGAAGUAGGCGUUCAGAUAGGGAAAUGAAGAGCAUGGCCCUCUUUCACCUCAUCCAUGUAUUUUUUUAAUCCAAGCUGUUUAUUGGGAUGGUUCCUCACUUAUCCUGAUUCAGAGUGCUUUUAGUGCUUCCAUCUGAAGGAGCAUCCUUUUGUAAGCCUUGUUUUUCCUGCUGUGGGCUGGCGGAGUCCUGCUGACUGUGCCAGAGCCCCAGUUAGCACAUGGCUAACAAUGGUGGUGAUCUACAGCAUUCUGGGCAUUUCACAUCCAUGAGGUAAGAACUGCAGCUCUGUCCCAGGUACUUCUUUUUGUGUAUUCUCUUCUCUUCUGAAGAGGGAUGAAGGAGCUUCUUUGUAAGAUGCGCAUUCUUGUCAGGAGGUCAUCAGACCAUCUCUUAUCCUUCUUACUCACACCCAAUAAUUUAUACUAUGCUUUAUAGUUCAUAUGAGCAACUGAACUGAACUUACAGUUCAUAAAGUUGUUUUCAUACUGGCAACUCUUGACUAUUUUCAGCCAAUUUUAACUGGUAAAAAUAAAGUACUGCAAUUUUAGAAAAAUAUAAAUUAACAUGAAUUUAAUAAGUAAUCCAUAAUGGAUAAUAUUUCUUUUUUGGAACUAUAUAGUAACAGACUAUCGAUCUACUAUAGUGAGAAUGCCUUCUCUCUGAUCAGUCAGUGGUGAGCUACUAACUUAAAAUGUUAGAAUUCACUUAUGGUUUAAGAUGGCAACUGAGCAUACUUAUUUCUUCUCUACAAAUGCCACUGAAAUAACCAAAAGGAUAGAAAAAGGGAUAAAGGCAUUGAUGAUGGGGUUGGAGGGAUAUAUUAGUGAAUCAGCUACUCCCAGGUUCUAAAAGAUGGAAUGUAAAUGGGAUAAUAUUGAAAGAACCACAGAUAGGACCAUGCAUAGACAAAGCCUGAGGUAGAGAUAGGAGCUCAUUCUUCACAGCUGAUUAUGGAAAAAGCAAGUAGCCAAGGAGAGUAGUACACAAGGACAGCAAGAGUGGAAAGAAAUCAUGUUGAUGCUCCUGUCCCCAUACUGCUUUCUCUUCUUGUUUGUGCAGCUAUAGAAUGUGCUCCCAGUGCUAAAGUAAAUGUUUAAAUAAAUUGAGUACUAUGUCUGGGAGGUAGUGGUGCUCCUACAUAGGGAUUGGAGCCGUCAAUUGGCAGCCCCUUAAUUUGGUCUGAUUUUGGACCUAAAGUUCUACAUAACCAAAAUGAUUAACCAGGUGGAAGGGCAAAUUUCAGUCAACCAAGUGAUGACUGGGGAAACAUCAGCAAAAGGGCUAGUGUUAAGAAUUGAAUGUAUUUAACUAUAGUACUAACACUAAAACAAAGGUUGGAAUAAGUGCAACAAAAUAAUGUGUAAAAGUUUAUACUCUGACAGUGUGGAAAUAAUGUAUCUAACAAAAAUAAAUGAGAGGAAAAAAAGGUGGAAAGUAGAAUAAAUCUCAUUGCUUCAUGUAUAAUAGUUAGAAGUCAAAGAAUAUAAUUUGACAAAUCAAGUAUUAAAUGUUUGAGUAAAUUUAAGAGUAUAAAAGUAAAUGGUAGUAAUACUGCUUAAAAUUGGGUACUGGAAGACAUGGAAGAAGAAAACGUCCAUGUUAAUUUAUUAUUCUUAGAAGAGAAGCAGAUAUUAUCCAAACAUAUUAUAUAAAGGUAUAAGCAUAAAGAUGACCACUAAAUCAAAAAUACAAGCCCACAAAAAAGAAAAAAAAUACAAGCCUUCCUAAAUGUCAGGAGAACUAAAAUUAAUAAAGAACAGAUUAUAUGAGAGAACUAAAAAGGCUUAUCUUACCUAUUAAAACUAUAUUCAAAUUGGAUCACAGAGAUAACUUGAUGAUAUAGUUAUGUUGUAUAUGAGAAACAUCUUAAAAAAAAAAGUUAAGAAUAUAAGGAUGAGUAAGGUCAUACCAGGCAAAUGCAAAUAGAAAGCAUGACUCAUGAUCUUAAUAAAACAAGGUAGAAUUCAAGGCAGAAAGCAUAAGCAAGACAAAGAAAUUCACUCUUUAAAGACUCCUAAAGACUUCACUCCUAAAGACUCUGAUUCUAGAAGUUACAAUAAUUAUGAAUAACUGUUGCACCAAAAAGCAGUAUCUUUCAUGAAGCAAAAAUGGCAAGAGGUACAAGGAAAAAUGUAUGGAUGUAUAUUAAUACUAAAAAACUAAUUCACUUCUCUCAACCUAAGACAAAUCAAGUGGAUCUCAAAAAAUAAAGAUAAAGAAGACCUAUACUAAGAAUUCGCUGGUUGUUCAGUGGUUAGGACUCCACUCUUCCACUGCAGGGAGCACAGGCUCAGUCCUUGGUUGGGGAACUAAGAUCCUGCGUGCCCUAGAGUGAGGCCAAAAAGAGUCGUCUGUACUGCAUAAUCAGUAAGGUAGAACUGAGGAAUACACAUCAAAUUUUAUAUCUGAUAAUAGAGUAUGCUAUUUUUAUACAUGUUGAUGAAAAUUGACCACGCAAUGGAUCAAAAGUUGAACUUUGAAAAAUUUCAGAAGUAUAAAUAUUACAGAUUUCAUUAUCUGAGCAUAAGAUAAUAAGAAUGGGUAUUAAUAACGGAAUAAUAAAACCAAAAUUGCCUUCGUAUCUUGAAAUUAAAAUUGUAAGAUAAUCACUGGACAGGGGGAAAACAAACAAUAAUUGGAGAAUUUCUAGAAAACAUGAUAAAAACAUCAGAAUCUAUGGAAUACAGCUGCAGUAGUCUUCAGAAGAAAAUUCACAGCCCUAUGUACUUGUUUAGAUGAAAAAAUAAAUCUCGAGGAUGAGCUAGGCAUGCUUUUUGUAAAUUAGAAAAACAGCAAACCAAAGGAAAGUAGAAGGAAAAAUUACAAAUUCUGGAUAAGCAGGAAUUAAUGAGUUAGACAAUAGAAAAUAAGACCAAUAGGUUGUAUCCUUUUUUUUAAAAAUCCAUAUGCUAAAUCAAGGGUCAACAAUUUUAUACUUCACAGGUGAAAUUUGGCCCACCAUCUGUUUUGUAUGACCCCAAGUUAAUGGUUUUUACAUUUUUACAUGCAUGGUUAAAAAAAAGAAUGGCUGAAUGAGGGGAAUUAGGGUAAAUGGGUCAACAUGUGAUAAAGCAAUAUAGGAAAAUGUAAAUUCUAGCAUCUAGACUGUUUAAGGGUGUUUCUUCUAUAAUUCUUUCAACUUUUCUGUUUGAAAUUUUUGAUAAUAAAAUAUUGGGAGGAACACUAAAAACAAACAAAAUAUUUUGUGAUAAAUGAAAAUUUUCUGCAUUUCAAAUUUAAUGUUCAUAAAGUUACAUCUCUUUCCUGAAAGAGAAUUUUAAUAAUUGUAAGAAAUUGAUUUGUAAAACUCAGUGCAAAGAAGUUUGAAGACCUGAAUGAAAUGGAUAAUCUCCAUGAAAACAUAAUUUACCAGAGUCUAGUUUUCAUAAAAGAAAAGUUGCCAAAGAUGACCUUCAGAAAACUAUUUGAGCUCUUCUAGAGCAUAGAAUGGAGGAGGAAAUGGCAACCCACUCUAGUAUUCUUGCCUGGAUAAUUCCAUGGACAGAGGAGCCUGGCAGGCUACAGUCCAUGGGUCGCACAAGUCAGACACAACUUAGUGACUAGAGAGAGAGCUAGAGAGAGCAUAGAAAUGAAAAGGAAAUUUUUUUCUUUUGGCUGCUUCACUCAGCAUAUGGUAUCUUAGGUUCCCGAUCAGGGAUCGACUUGUGUCCCUUGCAUUGGAAGCACAGAGUCUCUCAAUCACUGGCCCACCAGGGAACUCCCCUGGAUGUCAAUUUAAAUGUCCUAAAUAAGUUACUAAGAAAGGAUCCAAUAGUACAUUUAAAAAUUAAUACAUUCCAAUCAAGUCAAGUUUACUCUAGGUAAACUAUAUGAAUGGUUCAAUAUUAGAAAAUGUUAUUAUUAUUAAUCAUUUACAGAGAAAACUUAUAUGGACAAGCUCAUACAUACUGAAAAGACACUUGACAAAAUUUAGCAUUGAGUGAAAUACAAAUUGAUAGAAUGAAUACAUCAAUAUAUACAUAUAUACACCUCUAGGGGACUUCCCUGGUGGUACAGUGGUUAAGACUCCACGCUUAAGGCAGUGGUGGAGGUUCAAUAUCUAAUCAGGGAACUAAGAUUCCACAUGCUGCAUGGUGUGACAACAACAACAAUAUAUACAUAUAUAUAUAUAUAUAUAUAUAUACACACACACCCCCACUGGAGAA
Molecule: messenger RNA, 7064 nt
Organism: Cervus elaphus (red deer)
Lineage: Eukaryota; Metazoa; Chordata; Mammalia; Artiodactyla; Cervidae
Product: vitamin D 25-hydroxylase
Exons: 5
Coding region: 85-1590 (501 amino acids)
Biological process (GO): xenobiotic metabolic process
Cellular component (GO): cytoplasm; intracellular membrane-bounded organelle
Molecular function (GO): oxidoreductase activity, acting on paired donors, with incorporation or reduction of molecular oxygen, reduced flavin or flavoprotein as one donor, and incorporation of one atom of oxygen; iron ion binding; heme binding
Source: RefSeq, a predicted model, not a curated record